This is a messenger RNA of Pyrus x bretschneideri (Chinese white pear), 1315 nucleotides long. Its product is annotated as glutamate receptor 3.3-like. Gene Ontology annotation, molecular function: signaling receptor activity; ligand-gated monoatomic ion channel activity. Lineage: Eukaryota; Viridiplantae; Streptophyta; Magnoliopsida; Rosales; Rosaceae. The transcript is spliced from 4 exons. Gene Ontology annotation, cellular component: plasma membrane. The record is from RefSeq and is a predicted model, not a curated record.
UCAAAGCUGUCAGGUUUCUUGUUGGAAAUUGGGGAAGUCUUCCCCGACGUGAUUUUUGCACCCAAACGUCGUCACAACAUGUAUACAACUCAGAAAUUGAAUCAGAACGUCAAAGGGGUAGAGAUUGAAUGUAUUUCGAGUCUUACCUCGAUCGGAAAAUUUUGAGAACUCACCGGAGUUCUCCAUUUCCUGUUUUCUCCGAUGCGGGGUACAAGAGUUGCUCGAUAUCAAAAUUGGUGUAAGUAAGGAACUUCUGCCCAGGGUCCAAUUUGGUGAGUUUGAUGGUGUGGUGGGAGAUAUUACAAUCACCACUAGCAGAACAAAGAUGGUGGAUUUCACACAGCCAUACAUUGAGUCUGGUCUAGUUGUGGUUGCUCUAAUUAGGAAGACGAACUCUAGUGCUUGGGCAUUUUUGAGGCCUUUUACUCCAAUGAUGUGGAGUGUCACAGGCAUUUUCUUCCUAGUUGUGGGAGCAGUUGUUUGGAUUUUGGAGCGUCGGACCAACGAGGAUUUUCGAGGCCGUCCGAGAGAAAAAACCGGCAGCACGCUUGCUCGAUUUGUGCUUAUCAUAUGGCUAUUUGUGGUUCUAAUAAUCAACUCAAGCUACAUUGCUAGCCUGACAUCAAUCCUCACUGUUGAGCAGCUUUCUUCACCUGUUAAAGGGAUUGAAAGUCUGGUAACCGGCAGUGAUCCCAUUGGUUUCCAAAGGGGUUCGUUCGCUGAAAACUACUUAACUGAUGAGCUAAACAUACAAGUCAAGACUUGUGCCUCUUAACUCCCCAGAAGAAUAUGAGAAGGCCUUGAAAAUGGUCCUAGUGCAGGCGAUGUUGCAUCUGUGAUUGAUGAGAGUGCAUACAUGGAGCUCUUCCUCUCCGUUCGAUGUGGAUAUAGUAUCGUAGGUCAAGAAUUCAUCAAAAUGGGAUGGGGUUUCGCAUUUCCAAGGGACUCGCCUCUUGCAAUUCACAUGUCAACUGCGGUAUUGAAACUAUCGGAGAAGGGAGAUCUUCAAAAGAUUCAUGACAAAUGGCUGAAGAAAAGUGCUUGCAGUGCAGAAGGAGCAAAGCAAGCCAUAGACCGUCUUUCGUUGAGUAGCUUUUGGGGCCUCUUUCUGUUGAGCGGCAUAGCUUGCUUUCUGGCUCUUGUUCUUCAUGUUCUUCGAUGGUCCACCAGUACUACAGGCAUUAUUGAUGCAGGACAGAACCAAGGGUAUCAAGAAGAAGGGAAUAGAUAACUUGGGAUUCGCUCAACCAGGGGCAACAGAGCUCGCUCACGUCGCUAAUCGUGGAUUCACUCACACGACCAAGCCAAAUGCUUG